Tremella mesenterica DSM 1558 is the source of this 777-nucleotide messenger RNA. RefSeq lists its product as uncharacterized. Lineage: Eukaryota; Fungi; Basidiomycota; Tremellomycetes; Tremellales; Tremellaceae. The coding region runs from base 1 to 777 and encodes 258 amino acids. The record is from RefSeq and is a predicted model, not a curated record. The transcript is spliced from 4 exons.
AUGAGACUAAUAACCAUUCUCACUGUCAGUAUAGCCAUUCUCGGUGUUUUCGCAGAGUCAGGAGGUCGAAAAGCAACGCGGGCUUCGGAACAUGAGACAACCAAUGCUGAGCGAUUUCGUCGAGGUUUACCUCCCAAGAGCCCUUUGAGGCGGUUCAACACCACCCAACCCCGCAACCUGGCUCGCCGAUCGGCAGCAGCGACCCAGAGUGUCAUGCUCGUUGCGUCGCCAGACACGAGCGUGAAACGAUCGUUAUCUAAGCGAGACACGCCGCACGAUUCUGUGUCCCAAUUGUAUUUUGACGGCUCAAACGCAUUGUUCGCUCUGUCAACUACCACAGAGACAAAGUUAUAUGUCGUCGGUAGUGGAACGGACCAGAUAGUUCAACCUUUCUUCAAUGAAGCUGGGCUGCAAGUAGCGAUAGUCUCACAGUUAUUCACGUAUGGGACAUAUCCCGAUAUGACGCCUAAUGCGGCAGGUGGACCCACCUCAGUGUGGUUCACCAUUGAAUACUUGUCGGAAAUAUCGUCGGACCCUUCCCAGAAUUCAGGUCACUACGAACAAGGACCUAUUUGGACGACACCAGCGACGCUGCCGGGACCAGCCAGUAUCGACUUUUUCAACUACGACGGGACGGUGACGACUAACGUGCCGUUCUGGGCGUUCGACUACAAUGGCGAGACGUUUCUCGGGGCGGCGUUGAGUGGUGAUGAUUUUGGAGUAGGAAACGCGUAUACUCGAGUUAACCUUCAGUGGGAGGUAUAUUCCGAAACCUAG